CGGCGAUAACUGAAAAGUCAAAAGUCAAAAUUCAAGAGGAAGAGGAGUUUCUAAUCAUGUCUCUCUCUGUUUUCUUCUUAUUCUUCUAUCAAACCGUCAAGUUGGGAAACAAAACAAAACUCGCAAGUUUAACAACGCGUCUUCUACCUCCUCCUCAUCGGACUAUUUAUCUAUAGUCUUCGUUAGAUCAAUUCCUCUGUUUUACUCCUAAGUUUCGAGAUCCACAUUUCUCUUUAACCUCAUCUCAUCUCUUAGUCGAGAUCUUCACUUUCUGAUGACAAUAGGGUCGUUUUUCUCUUCUCUCUUAUUCUGGCGCAAUUCUCAGGUAACCUCAAUCGACUAUUCUCUGUUCUACUCCCUUUUUUCUUUAUCAUUUUAAAAAUCCUAACAUUGAAAAUAAAGUAGUUAAAUAGAGUCAACGAAAACAUUGUUAAUGAAACAGUGGUGUGCUUAGCAUAACGAAUCAGACAGACAAAAAGUGUCUGGAUCCGUAGAGCAAAGUGUUGUCGUGUCUUUGACAAAGUUCUUUGUUUGCCUAAACCAAUUUGUUCAUCCGAUAGAAUGAAUUGCAUUCCGUUGUUACUAUCAUCCAAACCGGAGAUGUCAAGCCCUAACCCUCAAGACCAGGAGGCGCAGAGAGGGAGGAUGCAGGAGAUAGAUCUUAGUGUUCACACUAUAAAGUCCCAUGGAGGAAGAGUCGCUUCUAAACACAAGCACGAUUGGAUCAUACUCGUCAUCUUGAUUGCCAUCGAGAUAGGCUUGAACCUCAUCUCUCCUUUCUACCGCUACGUGGGAAAAGACAUGAUGACUGACCUCAAGUACCCUUUCAAGGACAACACCGUACCUAUCUGGUCUGUCCCUGUGUACGCUGUGCUUCUUCCCAUCAUAGUGUUCGUCUGCUUCUACCUGAAGAGGACAUGUGUGUACGAUCUGCACCACAGCAUCCUCGGGCUGCUCUUCGCCGUCUUGAUAACUGGUGUCAUCACUGACUCCAUCAAGGUAGCCACCGGACGCCCUCGUCCUAACUUCUACUGGCGCUGCUUCCCCGACGGCAAAGAGCUGUAUGAUGCGUUGGGAGGUGUGGUAUGCCACGGCAAGGCAGCUGAGGUCAAGGAAGGCCACAAGAGCUUCCCGAGCGGACACACUUCCUGGUCCUUUGCGGGGCUUACAUUCCUUUCCCUUUACCUCUCUGGCAAAAUCAAGGCCUUCAACAAUGAAGGACAUGUGGCGAAACUCUGCCUCGUGAUCUUCCCUCUGCUUGCCGCUUGUCUUGUGGGGAUAUCUCGUGUGGAUGACUACUGGCACCACUGGCAAGAUGUCUUCGCAGGAGCUCUCAUUGGCACCCUUGUAGCCGCCUUCUGCUACCGUCAGUUCUACCCCAACCCUUACCACGAAGAAGGAUGGGGUCCCUACGCCUAUUUCAAGGCAGCUCAAGAACGAGGAGUCCCUGUGACCUCCUCCCAAAACGGAGAUGCCUUGAGGGCUAUGUCUCUGCAGAUGGAUUCAACAUCUCUCGAAAACAUGGAAUCUGGCACUUCCACCGCUCCCAGAUGAUCCUCCUCUCUUAUUAUUUGAUUCAUUAUUUGGUUUUUCAUUUUGAUUUGGCCGUCGUCGUGAGAUUGUGAAUGGUGUAGCUACAUACUGUAUGUGUAUUCAAAACUCUACUUGUACCAUUACAUUUUUGUAAAUCCACUCUUCAUGAAAUUGACGUUUUUCUGGUGUCCGAGAGGCUUGGGUCGCUCGAAUAAUCUCGUCCAAUAGACUAAUACGGCUCUAGUGAACACGAUGGCAAAGCCAUUGUUAGCAUAGCCAUAGCUGGUUCAAUCAUCCACAACACUAAAUUACUCGAGCUCUCCACAUGCGUAAUCUCUCUUUCUCUCUAUUUCUCCCUUCGUUUCUCUCAUUCUUCUUCUUCUUUUAAUUUCUGGGUAGCUAUUAUUUUAGUGUAGAACAAAGUUUGACACUUGUGCUUACGCACAUGCGCUGCCAACUAUGCUGCAGGUAUUAAAUCAGUUCUGA
Arabidopsis thaliana (thale cress) is the source of this 2019-nucleotide messenger RNA. RefSeq names its product phosphatidic acid phosphatase 1 (gene PAP1). Gene Ontology annotation, biological process: phospholipid metabolic process. Gene Ontology annotation, cellular component: membrane. Gene Ontology annotation, molecular function: phosphatidate phosphatase activity. The transcript is spliced from 3 exons. Lineage: Eukaryota; Viridiplantae; Streptophyta; Magnoliopsida; Brassicales; Brassicaceae. The coding region runs from base 562 to 1554 and encodes 330 amino acids. The record is from RefSeq and is marked reviewed.